AUGCGGAACGGUCUUCGAGCUGGAAAAUUUCUGGACUUCAUGGUCAUGCAUCCACCGCAGACCUUAGAAGAAGCCCUCGAUGCUUCGGAUAAAUUCAUCCGGGCCGAGGAAUGGAACAAGGCAAAGUCGCAGUCCCAAUCAGGGAUUGUGAAGCCAAAAGGCCAACCAGCCGAAGUUCCAGGAUCGAGGAAAGGGAAGACGAAAGCCUCAGAACCUCCCUCGACCGCUGAGCCGAAGAAGGACAAGGCACCCUAUACAGGGAGGUUCGAAUCUUACACCCCUCUCACCUUACCACGUACUAAAAUAUUUAGUGCGACGAAGGAAGAGGGAAGAUUCAAGAAGUCGAAGCCACCUCCUUCGUGGCAUCAGAAGAAGGGGAAAGAUCAAUGGUGCAAGUUCCACGAAUCCAGUGGGCAUCGCACCGAGGAUUGCCUCCAGCUAAAGGACCAGAUUGAAGAGCUGGUCCAAAAAGGAUAUUUAAAGAAAUACAUCGCGGAGCGCCGCGAAGAAAAAAAAGCCGAGAGAGAUUCUCGGCAGGAUCUGGACUUCCUCCGAAAAAAAGACAAGCCGAAUGGCGGGGGAAACCCUGACAUUCUCACUAUUUGUGGAGGAAUCUCGCGGAAUGCGCUGAAACGCCAUUUGAGGGGUUUAGCCCAUAAAAUACACAAUGCCGAAUUUCGAAAGCCACAGUCUCCGGCGCCGAACAUGAUGUUCACAGCCGAAGACUGCAGGGGGGUGGUGUACCCUCACGACGACCCGUUAGUAAUUGUGACGGGAAUCGCGAACCACAACGUCUACAGAACUCUUGUGGACGGUGGCAGCGGGGCGAAUAUACUUUUUCGAAAGGCAUUCGACCAGCUGAAGCUGGAGAGCAGACACUUAACUCCAGUUCCCUACCCGGUAACUAGGUUCAAUGUCUCUUCUUCAUACGCAGAUGGGAAGAGUCUUCUUCCUGUCUCCCUAGGCCGAGACCUAGCAAAACAGUGCAUCAUGGCCGAGUUCAUGGUCGUUGAUGUCCCGUCUGUGUACAACGUGAUUACGGGGAGACCCUUCGUUCACGAUGUUCAAGGAGUCGUCUCUACGUAUCAUCAAACGAUGAUAUAUGUUUUAGACGAGGGACGCUCCAAAAAAAUCUUCGGAAGCCAAAAAGAGGCUCGAAGGUGCAAUCACCUCAAACCAUCCAAAAGUCGCCGCGACGACAAGAAUGAUAAGGAAGAAAAAGAAAAAGAAAAAGAAAAAGAUCGAGGUACUAAAAGGCCUAAGGGAUUAAGUGCUUCGGCUUAA
Messenger RNA from Chenopodium quinoa (quinoa), 1284 nucleotides. RefSeq lists its product as uncharacterized. The coding region runs from base 1 to 1284 and encodes 427 amino acids. The record is from RefSeq and is a predicted model, not a curated record. Lineage: Eukaryota; Viridiplantae; Streptophyta; Magnoliopsida; Caryophyllales; Amaranthaceae. The transcript has a single exon.